Messenger RNA from Pantherophis guttatus, 2454 nucleotides. The record is from RefSeq and is a predicted model, not a curated record. NCBI's taxonomy places the organism in Eukaryota, Metazoa, Chordata, Lepidosauria, Squamata, Colubridae.
GCGCCUGCGCCGCUGCUUCAACGGACAGCCGCUCUGCCCGCCUGCAACUCUUUGGUGCAAAAAAAACUCGAUGAUUUCCCGUUUUUAAAAGAACGAGAGCGCGAAAAGAAAAGAAACCGGGGGAUAAAAAAGCCGGCGGCGGCCUUCUAAAAAUGCCGAAACCGCCGCAGGAAGGCCCGAAUCCUUUAUUUACGCGAUGGUUGGAGGAAUGGCGCGACCAGGCCGCGGAAAACGGACGCCUCAAGAGCCAACGCGCCUAUGAACGCGCCCUGAGCUCCCUCCGCAAGUACCCCCUCCCUCUGCGCAGUGGCCGCGAGGCUCGGAUCCUUAUGUAUUUCGGGGAGAAGAUCUGCCAUCAGCUGGAUGAACAGCUGGAGAGAUACCGCAGCAGCCAGGACGGUACAGCGCUGGCCGGUAUGGAAGGAGAGGGGCCUGUGACCCCUACAGGCAUUCCAGGUGGGCCAAUCCCAACGUCUCCUUGCAAAAGUUGUGAAGAUGUUGACGAUCAAACUGACAGCGACGAUAGGCCAGCGUCACAACCUUCCCUGUCGUCUCUAGAGCCAGUCCAACGUCAAGAGCAACAGUCAAAGGUUGAAAAAGCAGAGCGUUCCACGGCAUCGGGCCCGGGGUUACAUGCCACUCGGCGAUCUCCAGCGUACGCAGUACUGUUGGCACUCUAUCACAACGCCACGAAACCUGAGUCGCGGGGCUACCUGACCAAACCAGAACUGCAGAAAACUGCACAGCCUCUCUGCGAUAAAUCCUUUUUUCUGGCUGAUCCUGGAAGUAAGAACACCGCCUGGUCUGCUGUCAGCACUCUGAUUCGCAAGGAGCUAGUCCUCAAGACCAACAUUCCAGCCAGAUAUUCUCUGACCGAAGCAGGGCUAAAUGUAGCCCGGGAGCUGAGGGCCUCCGAAGAGCUGAAGGAAAACAAUUCCAGCCCCCCAAAAGCCACAGCCCCCCAAACUGGAGGAACCAUUGUGCUUUUGGAGGAAAACGACGGAAGCUCAUUGGGCUCAGAAAAUUCAGACAGCAGCUCCGCCAGCAAAUACAGAUCAAGCUGCGAAGGGCCGAACUCGGGCCUGUUGACGCCCCAGUUUGUUUUGCAACCUGGACAUUUUGAGGUGAUUCUUUGCGUGGAUUUCAUCGAGACCACAGGUGGCCCCGCGUCGCGUAAACAGGAGCUGGUGCGCGAACUUCAACGUCACCACGUCCCGUUUAGCAUCCGGAAGCUCCACGUCGGCGAUUUCCUCUGGGUGGCCAGAGAGAGGGGUCCCCGUGUGUCAGAGGAGCUGCCACCAACCACGGUUCGUGAGCUGGUUUUAGACUACGUGGUGGAACGGAAACGGAUGCCGGAUUUAUGCGGUAGCAUCAUUGACGGUCGCUUUCGGGAACAAAAGUUCCGCCUGCGGCAGUGCGGUCUUUCCCACCCCAUCUACCUGGUAGAAGACGCGAAUUCCGCGCAGCAUCUCAGUCUUCCCGAAAAGACUCUGCAACAAGCCAUUAUCAAUACUCAGGUGAUCGAUGGCUUCUUUGUCAAACGUACCGGUGACAUUCGGGAAUCUGCUGCAUAUCUGACCAUCAUGACCCGUCAUUUGACCAGACAGUACGGGGACAAAAUGCUUUUGAGCUGUACCAAGCAAGAACUGGAGGACGAGCGCCCCCUGCAGCCCAAGGAGGGUAUCUGCAGGCUCUUGACAUUUGCUGAGUUUAACGAAGGAGCCAUUAAGAAUAAGGCACAGACGGUGUACGAAGUCUUCGCAAGGCAACUGAUGCAGGUCAGCGGCCUCAGCGGAGAAAAAGCGGCUGCCAUUUUGGAAAAAUACAAAACGCCCACUAGCCUGAUGGGGGCUUACGCCGAGUGUCCGGAUUCAGAAAGCCAGGAGAAUCUUCUGAGUACCGUCAAGUGUGGCCAGCUGCAGAGAAAUCUGGGUCCUUCUCUUAGCAAGACCUUGGCUCAAUUGUACUGCACCCCUGGGCCGCUGCCUUGAACAUCCAGAGGUUGUGAGAAGUUGUGCGUUGGCUGUGUGUGUGGGUCAGUGUGUGUUUGUGUGAGAGAAAGAGAGAGAAAAUAAUGACGUUUACUGUGCUGUCGAUGAAGAGGAAGAUUCUCACCAUUUGUCACCGUUUUGUAAAAAGAAGAAGAGGAGCGUGCAUCAAAUCACGUAGGCGAGGGGUUUUUUUUCCCCCAACUUGCACUUCCUUGCACAAUUUGGGAGGGUUUUUGUCAUCUCUGCCUACACUCAAACAAACACACACACACACAUUUAUACACACUCCCCAGAAAAGGGGUUUGGACAAAUGCUCUCGUUGUGUGUUCCCUUCAGUGCCCAAUCCUGCCUAAUUCUGUCCUGUUUGACCGAAAAGAACCUAAGAAAUAGACUACCUCAACAUGCUAAUUAAAUCCUAAUUGUCUUCAUAUUCCAAUAAAGUUUCUAGUAGUUUUUUAACAAC